This is a messenger RNA of Microdochium trichocladiopsis, 3249 nucleotides long. RefSeq lists its product as uncharacterized. The record is from RefSeq and is a predicted model, not a curated record. Bases 1 to 3249 code for a protein of 1082 amino acids. Gene Ontology annotation, biological process: nucleoside metabolic process. Gene Ontology annotation, molecular function: protein binding; catalytic activity. NCBI's taxonomy places the organism in Eukaryota, Fungi, Ascomycota, Sordariomycetes, Xylariales, Microdochiaceae. The transcript is spliced from 15 exons.
AUGGCCAAGAUUCAUUUCCUGUUCUCCGAGAUCCAUCUGCCUGAGAAGCCUUGCUGGACGAAAAUGGAAGAAUGGUCAGCAGAUGCAAGGAUGCUCGUAUACCAGCUCUGGGAACACGAAGAUCUCCAAGUGGGACAAAAGCAUAUGCACAGAGUCCGAAGUGCAGACUACACAAUCGCCUGGAUCUGCGCCCUGCACCUCGAACUCGCGGCCUCGAGACUCAUGCUCGACGAAGAGCACCCCGCACUCGGCGCUUACGAGGAUGACCACAACGUCUACGUGCUCGGGAGGAUCGCGGCGCACAAUGUCGUGAUGACUGCGUUGCCGGUCGUCUACGGCAAAGUUAACGCUGCUCUCGUAGCGACUCACUUGAGGCGCACCUUUCCCAACAUCAGAGCGACUUUGAUGGUGGGGAUUGGUGGCGGCGCCCCUAGCGAGGCCGACUUGUACUUGGGCGAUGUGGUAGUCGUUAUGGAGUACGACCUCGGCAAGGCGAUGGGUGAUGGCCUGUUCGAGAUCACGGCGAAAGACAAGCACCCGUCCUCGCUGCUUCGGGGCGCGCACGGCUUGGAAAAGUGGUCGCCCAGAGCACAAGAACUGCUCCGAACACGACUAUCGCAGUAUUGCCGUCCGACACAACCCGAUCGACUCUUCCAGGCCAGUUAUUCACACCCUACGGACACGAAGACUUGCGAUGAGUGCGAUUCCACGCGGCUACAGACCAGGCGACGGAGGAAUUUCCAUGUUCACUAUGGAGGUGUCGCCUCAGGAGACAGUGUGAACAAGGAUGCCCAGAAGCGAGACGCUCUCGAUAUUAUCUGCUUCGAGAUGGAAGCUGCGGGGAUGAUGGAUAGUCUACAGUGCCUCCCGAUCCGAGACUCGCAUAAGAACAAGGAGUGGCAAGAAUACGCGGCGGCAACGGCGGCGUCUUACGCCAGGGAGCUCCUCGAGACGAUACCAAGCAAUAUCCGCAAGGAUGCGAUACGACCAGAGCAGGGAAAGACUUGCCGGUGGUUCUUGGCUCACCCCAAGUACGUCUUCUGGACGGAUCUGAGUCGGAACACGGAGACGAGCUCGCUCUUGUGGCUGCGCGGCAAGGCUGGAGCGGGCAAGUCGACUCUCAUCAAGUUUUUGUACUUGGAGUCGAAGAGGAAACAAAAAGACGCCACGGUCAUAUCGUUCUUCUUCAACGCCAGGGGUGACACUCUUGAGAAGUCAAUCGCUGGAAUGUAUCGCUCAAUCUUGUGGCAAUCAGUCUUGGGCGACCCCGAAAUCGACCCAGCCAAGUAUGAGCUAGCUUGUCCAGAUCUCGACUCUUUGAAGAACCUUCUGACUAGCGCCCUGGGGAACCGACCCCUUCUCUGCUUUAUCGACGCCCUUGACGAAUGCAACGAAGAAGAUGCGCGAGAUAUAGUCGACUAUUUCGAGAGCCUCGUGGAGACAGCACAAGAGGAAGGCAUCAAGCUUCGCGUCGCCUUCUCGAGCCGGCCGUACCCAUACAUCCACAUAGAGGAGAAGAACGAGGCCGGCCACGCGCAAGACUUGGCCCAGUACGUCAAGAAAUGCUUAAAACCGCGUGCAGAACUCGAAGGCAGAAUCCUGGAGAAGGCAUCUGGGGUGUUUAUGUGGGUUGUGCUAGUUGUAGGGAUCCUCAACAAAGAAGCAAGCCGUGGGGGUUUGGCACUUCGGAAGAGACUACUGGAGAUCCCGCCUACGCUCAGCCAGCUUUUCAAGGACAUCCUUACGCGAGACCAGGAGCGCCCACAAGAGCUACGGCGCUGCAUUUUGUGGCGACCCUUAAGUCCUGGAGAGUUUUGCCACGCCAUGUGGGCAGGAGGCCUAGCGACAGGCGACAUCCCGGACGCUACGGACGACGAGUCGAUUGUCGUGCUGGCUACUAGUACAUCAAAGGGUCUCGUCGAGAUUGUGAGUACCAAGAAGAAGCAGGCGACUGUACAGUUCAUUCACGAAUCUGUGCGCGACUUCCUGGUCAAGGGCAGAGGUCUCCAGGAGUUAUGGCCCGACCUUGGCUUUGACUGGGAGGGGACAAGUCAUGAAUUGCUUCGAAGUGAUUGCGAAGCUUAUCUCAGGCGCUGGCGUGUUUUAACAAUCGCCAAAUCCCAUCCGCCGAGGCCGCACGAGUCGUUGGUGCUUAUGGAGUACGCGACGCAAAGCAUCCUGCUGCACGCUGACGAAGCGGCGCCUUCCACAUCGCAGAAGGAUUUCCUCGUCCGCUUCUUUGGCCAAUUCGACGCCCCGACACUGGACCUUUACCAGCCUGUCAAAGCAAGACGAUUUGGGAAAUACCCGAGUCCCCUGCAGAUCCUGGCCACUCUUGGGACAAGUAAACUAAUCAGACUACACCGCGAGACAAUCGACUCGAUCAGCGACAGUUCCGAGCAUAGAACCUAUCAUCCACUCUUGAUAGCAAUGUCAAGGGGCCACAAGGAUACAGUCGCCGCCCUUUUGGGCCUGUCAACAAUCAUUCAUGAAGGCGUCGACCCGAUGGAGGGCCUCCAGGUCGGGGCCAACUUCAAGCACUUUUAUAGGCGAUCGCCGAUGACCUGGGCAGCACAACAAGGACGGUGUGCGCUCAUAAGCCUGUUAGCUGCGAACGGAGUCUCGGUGCAGGAGAAGGAUGCUUUGGGGCUCACGCCACUCGAACGAGCCACGGAAGAAGGACGUGUACAAGCACUGCGUGUGCUGGUAGGUCUUGGCGUCUCUGACACUGACUUAUGGAAGGCUAUAUCGUCUGUCGUAAGAAGUGCUGAUGAGGGCACUGCAAUGUUUCUUUUGAGACACUUGGAAGGCUGGCAGAUCCGGUUGGUGAGUUAUCGGCGCGACUCAGGCAUGUGGCUAUUCCAUGCGGCCAGACGAGGGUUCGUAGAUGCUGUCCGCCUGCUUCUCCAGCACGGUGCAGUGGACAGAGACAGAAAUGCCAGUGCUAUCGCCGCCGCGGCACAAGACGGGCAUUUACAGGUGGUGGGGCUUCUCGCAAACAGCGGCGCCAGCUUGGAAACCGUGGGUGGCUGGUACGGGUGGACCGCAUUGAUGAACGCCUCUGCGCGGGGCCACCUGAGCGUUGUGGAAUUCCUCAUCGGUCGUGGCGCAAACUUGCACAUUACGAAUCGGGACGGAGAGAGUGCACUACACUUGGCUGUCCAGAACGGGCACGAUCUGAUCGCACAGCGUCUCCGGCGCGCUCUCGACAUCCAGGCGAAUGAGGAAGGCAAUCAACCAAGUAAGUAG